ACCUGGCACGCGGAUCCCAAACCUCUAUAUGAACUCCCACGUAGCAGAUAUCCAAGACAAAAACAACCGAUCUCCAUCUCCACGGAACAAGUGAAGAACAGACCACACAAACAGUUGUCAAAUGUACAAAUUACUCUUAAUUUACAAUUACCACCGCUUCAUAUUUUCCCUCAUUCUAUAUAAACUCUCCAAAACCCUAGACAAACCCACCAAAAACAAUCUCCAUAUAUUUUCCACCUUAAUUUGUUCAAUCAUUUUUCAGGAGUUUUAUAUCUGAUCAUCGUUGGAGGUGAUGAGCCAGGUUAUGAGCCUGAGGAACAUGGGGUUCGAUCCCAACCUUCUGGAGACCCUGCACGACUUGCUUGACUUCUCCGACGAGCAGAACCAGCAGAGCCACCUGACCCCUUCGCGCCAGUACGUCCGCGAGGCCAAGGCCAUGGCCGCCACGCCCGCAGAUGUGAAGGAGACUCCAAACGCCUACGUUUUUGUGGUGGAUGUGCCUGGGCUGAUAUCGGAUAUGAUUGAUGUGAAGCUUGAGGAGGACAACGUUCUGGUGGUGAGCGGGGAGAGAAGGAAGGGUCAGGGGGUCAAGUAUUUGAGGAUGGAGAGGAGGCUCGGGGAGUAUUUGAAGAAGUUUGUGCUGCCGGAAAAUGCAGACACUGAAAAGAUUUCGGCCGAGUGUCUUGACGGGGUGCUGACUGUCACCGUGGAGAAGAGGCCGCUACCCGAGCCUAAGAAAUCGAAGACUAUUCUGUAAGAAUAAACUAAACUUAAAAGAUUAAUACACUAGCCAAGAACACAAGGAUUAAUCAACUAAAUCACAAUCCUUAAAUUAUGUAUGUAAUAUAAGUGCAAGAACUGCAGCAAUUAUAUUACACAUAUUUGCAGCCACGUUCAUGGAUAAGAAGCCAUGAAAACCUGCACACAACCUUCUUCUCUCUGCAAAACUCAAUGCUUUCUAAGUUAUAGGUAAUUGGAACAAUAAGAGCGUGUUUUGUGAGAGCAGAGGCUUAUGGUUUUAUACUACAAGACCUGGAUCGCUCUAUAAUAAUCCCACAAGAAAUACAAGACUGCAUUCUUUAUAUCAAUAUGAGUCCUAUAAAUGAGCAAACACAGGAGUCCUCAAUAUAUCAAUAUGAUUGGUUAACUCUUGUCAACAUGAUUUAGACUUAUUUAUAAUAUCAAUUAUCUCAAGACUUGUAAGAAUCAUAAAUAAUAUCAAUUAUCUCAAGACAAGAAUCAUACUCAUAUUCUUACAUUCUUCUACUUGAGUAUGAUUCAUCACAACAGAUAAUCAUCUCAAAUUAUUAUAAAGGUGAUCACAUAAUUCAUUCAACACCACACUAGUACAU
Molecule: messenger RNA, 1352 nt
Organism: Malus domestica (apple)
Lineage: Eukaryota; Viridiplantae; Streptophyta; Magnoliopsida; Rosales; Rosaceae
Source: RefSeq, a predicted model, not a curated record